AGCGGACACUCACUCACUUCACUCUUUCACUUCGCUCUUGCUUCCCAUGGCUAAUUUUUUCUCCAGUUUUCUCCCUUUGCUGUUCCUUCUUUUGAUUUCCUCUGAUUUUCCGAAAUCAUUUUCCUCUGAUCAAACUGUUAAAACCUUCAUCUUCCGUGUAGACUCUGAAUCGAAGCCGUCCAUUUUCCCCACUCAUUAUCACUGGUACACUUCCGAGUUCGCGGAACCAACGCGAAUCCUCCAUGUGUACGACACCGUUUUCAAUGGCUUCUCAGCCGUUGUAACUGAAACCCACGCCGCUUCACUCAGUAACCACCCUUCAGUCCUUGCUGUUUUUGAAGACCGCCGCCGGGAGCUUCACACGACUCGCUCCCCUCAGUUCCUCGGGCUAAGAAACCAACACGGACUUUGGUCCGACUCAGACUACGGAUCCGAUGUCAUAAUAGGAGUAUUUGACACCGGAAUCUGGCCCGAACGACGUAGCUUCUCAGACACGAAUCUUGGACCGAUUCCGGCUCGGUGGAAAGGAGUUUGCCAAACCGGAGCCAAAUUCGUUGCUAAAAACUGUAACCGUAAGUUGAUUGGAGCGAGAUUCUUCUCUAAAGGUCAUGAAGCGGCUGCGGGACUGGGUGGUCCGAUUGCCGGAAUCAACGAAACGAUCGAAUACAUGUCGCCGAGAGAUGCUGAUGGUCACGGGACUCACACGGCCUCAACCGCCGCCGGAAGACACUCAUUCCGCGCCAGCAUGGAAGGUUACGCUGCCGGGAUCGCGAAAGGUGUGGCGCCGAAAGCCAGACUGGCGGUUUACAAGGUUUGUUGGAAGAAUUCAGGUUGUUUCGAUUCCGACAUUUUAGCCGCUUUCGAUGCAGCCGUUAAUGAUGGCGUCGACGUAAUUUCGAUUUCGAUCGGGGGCGGAGACGGAAUCUCUUCUCCUUAUUAUCUCGACCCGAUCGCAAUCGGAGCAUACGGUGCGGUCUCGCGGGGGGUAUUUGUGUCUUCUUCGGCUGGAAACGAUGGGCCUAAUCUAAUGUCGGUUACCAACCUUGCACCUUGGUUGGUUACGGUUGGAGCGGGAACAAUCGACCGGAACUUCCCUGCUGACGUCAUCCUUGGUGAUGGGAGGAGGUUAAACGGCGUCUCGUUGUACUCCGGUGAGCAGUUGAAAGGCAAGAUGUAUCCGUUGGUGUAUCCUGGUAAAUCAGGGGUACUCUCGGCUUCUCUAUGUAUGGAGAAUUCGCUUGAUCCUCGUGUUGUUAAGGGAAAGAUCGUAAUUUGUGAUCGUGGGAGUAGUCCGAGGGUGGCCAAAGGUUUGGUGGUGCAGAAAGCUGGAGGAGUCGGCAUGAUUCUUGCUAAUGGGGUUUCAAAUGGUGAAGGCUUGGUGGGUGACGCUCAUAUUUUGCCCGCUUGUGCUCUUGGGUCAGAUGAAGGGGAUGCAGUCAAAUCAUAUGUUUCAACAUCAGCAAAUCCGACGGCUACCAUUGAUUUUAAGGGUACUGUCAUUGGUAUCAAGCCAGCGCCUGUUGUGGCUUCGUUUACCGGGAGAGGACCCAAUGGGUUGAACCCUGAAAUUCUCAAGCCGGAUUUAAUUGCUCCGGGGGUUAACAUUUUGGCUGCUUGGACUGAUGCUGUUGGACCAACAGGGUUAGACUCUGAUCAACGGAAAACAGAGUUUAAUAUCCUAUCAGGAACCUCGAUGGCUUGUCCUCAUGUUAGUGGUGCAGCGGCUUUGCUUAAAUCUGCACACCCUGAUUGGAGCCCAGCGGCAAUUCGAUCUGCUAUGAUGACUACUGCCAGUAUAACUGAUAACAAGAAUCAGCCUAUGAUCGAUGAGGCAACUGGGAAGCAGUCGACUCCUUAUGAUUUUGGUGCUGGGCAUCUUAAUCUUGAUCGCGCAAUGGAUCCGGGUCUUAUUUAUGAUAUUACUAACAAUGAUUAUGAAAACUUCUUGUGUGCUAUUGGUUAUAAUCCGAAGUUAGUACAAGUUGUUACGCGAUCGCCGGCGGUUUGUCCAAUGAAGAAGCCGUUGCCUGAGAAUCUUAACUACCCUUCGAUCGCUGCAUUAUUUUCAACCACGUCGAGGCGUCCAACAAGUAAGACUUUUAUUAGGACGGUGACCAAUGUGGGUCAGGCAAAUGCAGUUUAUGUAGCGAAGAUAGAGGCACCGAAAGGGGUGAGAGUGACAGUGAAGCCGGUGGAGUUGGUGUUCACGCCAGCGGUGAAGAAGAGGAGCUUUUUCGUGACCAUAACGGCUGAUAGCAAGCAUCUGGUGCUGGAUAAUUCAGGAGCUGUUUUCGGGUCACUGUCUUGGACUGAUGGGAAUAAGCAUGUGGUGAGGAGCCCUGUCGUGGUCGCUCAACUCGAUCCCUUGUAAAAACUACUGGUAACUUUCGGAUUCGAUCAAUGUAGGUUUUGAUCGAUGAAAAGAGUUUGGUAAGACUUUGGUAGGUGGGAGUUACGAUAUUUAAUCAGGGGAGAAAUCAAUAUAAGGUAGCAUAAGUGUAGAACUUGCUGCGCAUAGUGAAGCACUCUUGUGCCUUUUUGUGUGUUUCGUUUCUUCUUCGGCAGGGGUAGGAAUUAGGGUGGCCUUUCAAGAACCGGAUUUGAGGGUGUCUUAGUGUGACUUUUUGCCCUUGUUUUCUCUUUCUUAAUCUUGUGUAUUUAUAAACUUGAGAAGUUUAUCUAUAUACAGAAUAGUUCUAAGAAAUUAUUAGACAAUGAAAUCUCCAUCUUUGCCGGGUAAUGAUAGACCCUAA
Theobroma umbraticum is the source of this 2753-nucleotide messenger RNA. RefSeq names its product subtilisin-like serine protease 2. Gene Ontology annotation, biological process: proteolysis. The record is from RefSeq and is a predicted model, not a curated record. Gene Ontology annotation, molecular function: serine-type endopeptidase activity. NCBI's taxonomy places the organism in Eukaryota, Viridiplantae, Streptophyta, Magnoliopsida, Malvales, Malvaceae.